UUGAAGUCCUAAAACUCAGUUCAGUCGGAAAACGACCUUUCAAAUCAUUUCAACAGCAAAUAAUUUCUAACUAUCAAAAUGCGUUUUCUAAACAAUUCAGUAGCUGUACUAUUUUUCGUGCAGUUGAGCAUAUGCCUAAUUUAUUCGGACUUAGAGUGUCCGCGCUUAAAUUUUUCAUCGUCACAUUUGCCCGACAAACACAGUCAUGAUGGCCGUAACAAGAUUCCAAGUGGUCUGAUUUCGACCGUAAUUAAGGGUCACCAGAGUCCUCACAGGCCUUUUUUCGUGCGCAUCUUCUCCAUGAGGAACUCGUUCAACUCUCUGGAGGAGUGUGGGGGAACGGCCAUAGAAACCAGAUGGAUACUCACAGCCGCCAUAUGUGUCAACUCUUCGCCUGUUGACAGAGUGUUUGUGCUCUCGGGAGAUUUUUCGAACAGAGAGCAUCAGGCAGAAAUGCAUUCAGUCGAGCAGGUCAUCUGUCAUCUAAGCUACAGACAAGGCUUUCCAGAUAACAACUUGGCCCUUCUGAAAUUGGAGACACCCCUGCCUUACGCCUACACAAUACCCCUUUGCUACGGACGACAGCCAGACUGCGCUCUGCUUGGAGCAGCAGGCAUGGGUCAGAUAUCAGUGGUAUACCCCAACAUGGAACCCGACUCUCUGCGAGAAAUAAAACUCACAGAAACCAGAGGCCAUAUAUUCAACAGGUGUCCUCAAAACACCAUCUGCACAAAAAGAACAACAGAAGAUGCGAACUUAUGCAAGGGGGACGAGGGAGCUCCCCUGUACAGUUUCCACGAAGAGGUCAGCAACCAUCCCAAGUGUCUCUACGGGGUAGCUAUCUCCUUCGGCAGAACCAAAUAUUCCAGGCUGAUGUGUAAUGGAGGAAGUUUCUUUGCCAGGGUACCCUUUUACUAUGGCUGGAUACGACAGACCAUGCAGGACAAUGCGUAAUGUGCGCCACAGAUGAAAAAAUUACAAAUUCGAAAACUCCAUAUCCGAAACUAAUCAAGAAAAAUAUUUUGAUUUUGCUCAUAAAAAAAAAAAAUUUUGCUCCGGACAAUUCGGCCAAAGACAAUUCAGCCGAUUUGAAAUUCAGACAAUCCAGCCAAAAGUAUGCAGACAAUUCAGCCAGUAAUAGUGGCCGCCGCA
This is a messenger RNA of Symsagittifera roscoffensis, 1152 nucleotides long. Its product is annotated as mast cell protease 1A-like. The record is from RefSeq and is a predicted model, not a curated record. The coding region runs from base 79 to 954 and encodes 291 amino acids. Gene Ontology annotation, molecular function: serine-type endopeptidase activity. The transcript has 4 exons. Gene Ontology annotation, biological process: proteolysis. NCBI's taxonomy places the organism in Eukaryota, Metazoa, Xenacoelomorpha, Acoela, Convolutidae.